CCCUCCUGGGCUUCUGGCACCAUGACUCCCCUGAAGAUGCUGCUUCUGGUUGCCUUCCUGCUCGGGGCUUCUCUGCAGUGUAUCCAUGCAGUUAGAGCCACUAAUGUGGGCCGGGAGUGCUGCCUGGAGUAUUUCAAUGGAGCCAUUCCUGUCAAAAAGCUGGUGAAGUGGUACAAGACCUCAGAGGAGUGUCCCAGGGAAGCCAUUGUGCUUGUAACUAUCCAGGGCAAGUCUGUCUGUUCAGACCCUGAGGACAGGAGAGUGAAGAAGGCAGUUAAACAUCUUUUGCGCAAAGCCAUCCCCCAGGCAUCCUGA
Messenger RNA from Cynocephalus volans (Philippine flying lemur), 315 nucleotides. RefSeq names its product C-C motif chemokine ligand 17 (gene CCL17). Gene Ontology annotation, molecular function: chemokine activity. Gene Ontology annotation, cellular component: extracellular region. Lineage: Eukaryota; Metazoa; Chordata; Mammalia; Dermoptera; Cynocephalidae. The record is from RefSeq and is a predicted model, not a curated record. The coding region runs from base 22 to 315 and encodes 97 amino acids. Gene Ontology annotation, biological process: immune response. The transcript is spliced from 3 exons.